ACAGACUUGUGAAACAUGUGGUUUCCAAAUGCAGUUAUAUCCUGACAUAUCAGCGAUUAUAAAGCCAACACUAUUAAUCCUUUGUAGCAGUUUGGUGUGAGAACUGCAGUAGUAGUCAUGGAGUGUGACUUGCAGAUUUCCAAUCCAGGGAUACUAGAUACUCUGAAUCUACCUUAUGAGAGGUCUUUUCCUACUCCUUAUGCAACUUCCCCACUUCUGCCAUUGCUUAUUCUUUCUCUACUGAGGCAGCGUAUCGCUCCGAAAACAACGACAACUAUCCAUAGCAAGUAUGAUUACAUUGUUGUGGGAGCCGGUGCUGGAGGUUCAACAGUGGCCGCUCGCCUUUCUGAAAUACCCAGCGUGAGCGUUCUAGUGGUGGAGGCCGGGCCGUCUCCACCUGCGCUCAGCGGUAUACCGGGUAUCUCUAGAUAUUUCGUUGGCUCUGAUUUGGAUUGGAAGUAUCAGACUGUACCUCAGAGGAAUGCAGCCAAAGCUAGCGUUAACAGGCAAAUCUAUUUUCCAAGUGGUAAAGGUCUUGGAGGAAGUAGUGUCAUAAGUGGCUCAAUCUAUCAAAGAGGUAAUUAUAAGAUUUACGAUGAGUGGGCAGCUCAAGGUGCAACAGGUUGGAGUUUCGAGGAAGUGUUUCCGUAUUAUCUGAAACUUGAAGAUAACCGGAAUCCCGAAUUCGUAGAAAACGGUUAUCAUUCUACUGGUGGUCCUGUAACUACUGAAAGACCAAGAUAUAAUUCAGAAUUAAAAAGUGCAAUUUCAGAAACUGCAAGACAGUUGGGUUUUCAUAUUGUUGAUACUAAUGGACGUCAACAAACUGGUUUUAGUGACUUCCAAGCAUACACCAGAGAUGGGCAGAAGCAUAAUUCUGCAGAGGAAUAUCUGGUUCCAGCAGAAAACCGCACAAACUUGGAUAUUUUAGCUAAUGCUCAAGUUACUAAGAUUAUAAUAAAUGGCCACCGCGCUGUUGGAGUUCAGUUUGACUACGGUGGCUCUACGUAUAGGAUCCAAGCCAGGCGUGAAGUCAUCGUGUCUGCUGGUACUGUAAAUACUGCGAAACUUCUGAUGCUCUCUGGAAUAGGACCUAAGAAUCAUCUGCAGAGUUUACAGAUACCCGUUGUUGCAGACUUACCUGUGGGAAACAAUUUGCAGGAUCACAGUGCUUCGAUGCUUCCUUACCUGCUGGAUCCUUCUUUCCUUUUACCUGAGCAAAAACUCACUAAUCUCGGAUAUCUUGAGGAAUACUUAAGUAACAGAACAGGUCCCUUGUCUUCUCUCCAGUUUCUUGCAAGUGUAGCGUUCUUUCCCAGAGACACUGAUCCUCCAUCCGUGGAUAUCCCGAGUCACGAGCUGCAAAUAUUUGAAUUGCCCUUCUCUCUCAAGGAGCAGUUAAACCAAUAUCCAGAAAUUUAUGAGCAAUACUUUUCACCAUACGAGGGUCUACCAUCAUACUUGUGUGUCUCUAGUGCUGUACGACCUAGAAGUCGUGGUAUUGUUCGAUUGAGGACAGCUGACCCUUAUGACAGUCCUAUCAUUGACCCCAACUAUUUCGGAGAUACCAGAGAUGUGGAUGAUGUUGCUCAAGGUUUGAGGGAUUGCCAAAUAAUAGCGACAAGCGAAGCUAUGCAGAAAAUAGGAUCCAGGCCUUUAGAAACCAGUUUCCCUGGAUGUGAACAAUUUUCAAAGGAUGAUAACAGCUACUUUAAAUGCAUAGCGCAGUCUAUAAAUAUUGCAUUCCCCCACGCUGUCGGAACAGCUAAAAUGGGAGAUCCAGACGAUCCCACAACAGUUGUAGAUCCUCAGUUAAGAGUUAAAGGAGUUAAAGGACUGAGAGUUGUGGAUGCAUCCGUCAUGCCCAUCAUACCAACUGCAAAUACUCAUGUUACAACAAUUAUGAUUGGUGAAAAAGCUGCAGAUAUGAUCAAAGAAACAAUAGAUUGUCCUAUGUGCUCAUAUGGAUACUGAUAAUUCGAAUUUUUUAACAUUGUUUUGUUUUCUGAUCUUUUUGGAUUUUUAAAUCUAGUAGUAAUGAAUGAUGAAUUGAUGUG
This is a messenger RNA of Argiope bruennichi, 2057 nucleotides long. RefSeq names its product glucose dehydrogenase [FAD, quinone]-like. The coding region runs from base 118 to 1974 and encodes 618 amino acids. Gene Ontology annotation, molecular function: flavin adenine dinucleotide binding; oxidoreductase activity, acting on CH-OH group of donors. NCBI's taxonomy places the organism in Eukaryota, Metazoa, Arthropoda, Arachnida, Araneae, Araneidae. The transcript has 12 exons. The record is from RefSeq and is a predicted model, not a curated record.